This is a messenger RNA of Maniola jurtina (meadow brown), 983 nucleotides long. RefSeq lists its product as uncharacterized. Lineage: Eukaryota; Metazoa; Arthropoda; Insecta; Lepidoptera; Nymphalidae. The record is from RefSeq and is a predicted model, not a curated record. The coding region runs from base 14 to 778 and encodes 254 amino acids. The transcript has 4 exons.
UUUUAAAUUUAACAUGUCAAAACUUGAUGAUUUAUUUGACAAAAAGAAAGAUGAAGCGCCUAUGUUAGACUUGUCUAAAGUUGUAAUAAAUACAGCUGAAGAAUAUCGAGCAGUUCUAGACAAAGUACCGGAUUUUAAAACUAGACCGGAAAAGGUGAGGCCCGAGGAUAUAAAAAUAAAAGAUAAGCCUGAAGACCAAAAAACGAAAACACCAAAAAAGGAAAUAAAAGCAUACGAGAAAUUGGGAACGCGUGGUUAUGAAGAAAAACAAUUUACAUUCAUGGACCCGAUACCAGUGGAGAUGCGUGGGUUGAAAUUUGACGACCUAUGUGCUGUUCCUAUCGAAUGGCGAAUGCUCACGUCUAUAAGACCUAAAUCUAAACUAGAUGAGGAAUAUUUUAACAGAUUAAUAGAGUUAGGAAAAUCUGAAUUGAGAACCAAAGCAAAGGACAAACGAGAAUUCGCUAAAAACAACAUGAUCAGAAAAACCAAAACUCGUUCCGGUGUGACGGAGACACGCAUCGUGUCAUGCUCCGAGUGCGGCGAAGAGUACUGCAAUGGUAAAAUGUGCGCCAUCACCAACUACGACAUGUUCGCACGGCUGAAACUAGAAGUGGCCGCGAAGAGCACUCGCGCGCAGCUGCCGCCCGCGCAGCUGGGCAAGCUCAAGCGCGUGCGGCGCCGCGCGCGACGCAAGCCGCGCAGCAAGAGCGCCGCGCCCGCUUACCACAAGCCCAGCGCCAACAAAGCCGGUGCGAAGAGCGACACUGAACAUUAGAACCAAUUUACUAUGUACCUACAUCCAAAACUCUUCUAUAGCGAUGUUUGCCUAUCAGGCGAUUAAAAUAAAGUUACUGUAUUUUGUAUCACGAAAUCUCGUUAAAUCUGCCGAAAAAAUUUAUGAUAUUAAUAUCUAGUCCGUAGAUAUAAUUAUUUUGCAAUCUCAUUUUGUACUGUUAUGUAUUUACACUAAUAAACUUACA